AUGUCACAGCAACUCAACUCACUGCAGCACAAAGAACCAUGGGAUGUGCCCCCAGAAGUCCUAGCGACAGAUGCAGUGUUCCAGAUGACUGUGAUCUUCCAGCUGAUGGCUUUCUGCCUGGGUCUCCUCUCCACCCUCCUCCUGGUCAUAGCCACCUGCACCGAUUGCUGGAUGGUUAAUGCUGAUGAUAGCUUGGAGGUCAGCCUCAAAUGCCGGGGGCUGUGGAGGGAAUGUGUCACCAACGUGCAGGAUGGCAUCAGGACUUGUGACCAAUAUGACUCCAUUUUAGCAGGCCAUCCAUUGAAGAUCGUGGUGACGCGAGCACUGCUGAUCACAGCUGACAUUCUGGCGGGCUUGGCUCUGAUUACGCUGCUGUUGGGUCUGGACUGCAUCAAGUUUCUCAAGGAAGCGCCCCAUAUCAAACUGAAGAUGUGCUACAUGGCUGGGUUAACCCUUGGCCUUGGAAGCGUCUUUGGCAUGGUCGGCUCCGUGUGGUAUGCGGUGGAUGUCUAUGUGGAGAGAGCUACUCUGAUAUUACACGACGUAUUCCUGGGGAUCCACUACGACUUCGGGUGGUCUUGCUGGCUGGGAAUGGUUGGUUCGACAGGUUGCUUUAUGGCAUCCAUCAUGCUAACCUGCUGCCUUUAUAUCUUCACAGAUGCUAGCCCCUCCAGGAGACCUCAAAGGUCCAUCUACCCCUCUGGAAGAACUGCCACUGGGCGGCUGUACGUGAUAAACUCCCGAGUGUAAUGAAGUAGCUGCACCUCCAAGGAUACCUGCCUCCAGUCCCACUCUCGGCGUCUGCUGCUCUCCCAGAGCGACCAAACCUCCUGAAAUUGCCAGACAGAGCCAGACUGUUCUACGCAGCCUGGAAUCCUUUUCUCUGGAUUUGCUUUUGAAGUGAGGGCAUCAUGUCAGGUUCCAGCUUGUGACAGUGACUCUUUGACCGUGAGCAAUUAAUUUUCCAGAACCUUGAUGUGUUUUUAGGGCAAUUCAUGAAUGUUUCUGUCGUGUUCUGUAAGUGUAGCGUAGCUGCAAGGGGCUUUAAGGUACUCCACACAGAGGCUGGCAUCAUGUU
Malaclemys terrapin pileata is the source of this 1078-nucleotide messenger RNA. RefSeq names its product claudin-16-like. The transcript is spliced from 6 exons. Gene Ontology annotation, biological process: bicellular tight junction assembly; cell adhesion. The record is from RefSeq and is a predicted model, not a curated record. Gene Ontology annotation, cellular component: plasma membrane; bicellular tight junction. Gene Ontology annotation, molecular function: structural molecule activity. Bases 1 to 750 code for a protein of 249 amino acids. NCBI's taxonomy places the organism in Eukaryota, Metazoa, Chordata, Testudines, Emydidae.